CUGUCUUUCUGUAUUGCUGCUGUUAACGCAUUACUGGCUAAACGUACAGCUUUCGAACUUCCACCUGGAUCUGAGUUUAUUGUUGGAGAAAUCACAACCGGCUUCUCUUGCGAUGGUCUUCCCUCGGGCUAUUACGCUGAUGUUUCCAACGAUUGUAAGAUCUUCCACAUCUGUCAGACUCUCGCUAAUGGGGACCUAAGUGUCGGACAUUGGAGCUUCUUCUGUGGUAAUCAGACCAUCUUCAAUCAGAUGAGCUUUACAUGUGCUUUCCCAGAUGAAGCCGUACCUUGUAAUUACGCUCCUGAUUUCUACUAUCUCAAUAACAACAUUGGAGUCGAGAAAGCUCCCUUCUUAACUGAUGAAGACAUCGCUAGAGCUUAUGCAGUUAUCAGCAAACAAUAA
This is a messenger RNA of Limulus polyphemus (Atlantic horseshoe crab), 402 nucleotides long. RefSeq lists its product as uncharacterized. Gene Ontology annotation, molecular function: chitin binding. Gene Ontology annotation, cellular component: extracellular region. The annotation marks the transcript as partial. The record is from RefSeq and is a predicted model, not a curated record. The transcript has 2 exons. NCBI's taxonomy places the organism in Eukaryota, Metazoa, Arthropoda, Merostomata, Xiphosura, Limulidae.